AUGGCUCGUGCGGCCCGCGGCAAAAGGGCGGCCGGGGAUCACCGCCUGAGCUUUCGUGCAGCCAAAGGUGCUGAUGAGGAGCUCAGCGCGUUGAUCGCGAGUUUUCGGCCCAGCCUGACCCCAAAGGAGGUGUUGCACGCUGGGGCCUUCGGUGGUACCUACUUCAGGGACAUUUACUCUUCAGUCACCGGCAAAAAUUACAAAGAUGCCUGGAAGGAUUUGCCCAAGAGCUGGUUGAGAGGCUUGGACGUCAAGCGCCAGUUGGCUCGCGACUGGGAAGACUACGAUGCAUCGGUGAACAAAUAUGGUGUGAAAUGCGGCAACACUCUGGAGGACUGGGAAAAUGCGGGAUGGAUGCACCCGCAAGAUCCGUAUGGUUGGUUUCAAUGGUACUGUCGUUUCUUCGAGGGCCGGAGAACGGACGACGAUGCGCGGCAGAUCAAGCGAUGGUUGAAGGUUUGCGGACCUUCAGGCCGUUGGAAGGCGAAUCUGAUUGCCAAGUGCGUCAAGGCCAACCGCAGCUACAAUGAUCCCAAGGUGUCGCCUGUGGUGCGACAGUCCUUGCUGCACUGGGCCUACGAGCUGACCUUGAAAGACUUCCGGGAGAAGCAGCCGGCCAUCCUGGCAGGUGGUGGCGCGCCCUACCUGCCGAAGGAGGAACUCUUUGAAGUGCACCAGCGCGCAGCCCGUGAG
Molecule: messenger RNA, 693 nt
Organism: Cladocopium goreaui
Lineage: Eukaryota; Dinophyceae; Suessiales; Symbiodiniaceae
Source: the annotation of a GenBank genome assembly